Messenger RNA from Neoarius graeffei (lesser salmon catfish), 6354 nucleotides. RefSeq names its product guanine nucleotide binding protein (G protein), beta polypeptide 3b (gene gnb3b). Gene Ontology annotation, biological process: G protein-coupled receptor signaling pathway. The coding region runs from base 4533 to 5549 and encodes 338 amino acids. Gene Ontology annotation, molecular function: signaling receptor complex adaptor activity; protein binding. The record is from RefSeq and is a predicted model, not a curated record. The transcript is spliced from 9 exons. Gene Ontology annotation, cellular component: heterotrimeric G-protein complex; cytoplasm. NCBI's taxonomy places the organism in Eukaryota, Metazoa, Chordata, Actinopteri, Siluriformes, Ariidae.
AAUAAACACGACAUGAAAAGGAAAUAACAGCGGCCUCUAGAGGCCAAAACAGUCCUAGUCCUAACACCAGUUAGUUCAAAAUGCAUUUUGAACUAACUGGAGCUUGUUUAUGCACUUAGCAAGAGUUCUCACUAGAACAAGAAAAUAUGACCACAUCACUCCGUCUUAUCCACACUGCAUUGGCUCCCAAUCAAAUUUCGUAUUGUUUAUAAAAUACUACUAUUGACCUUUAAAGCGCUGAAUGGUCUUGCGCCACAGUACCUGAGCAAACUUCUAGUCCUUUAUGACCCGCCACGCCUACUUAGAUCAAAAGGUGCAGGCUAUUUGCUGGUACCUCAUAUAGUGAAGGCUACAUCAGGGGGCAGAGCCUUUUCUUACAAAGCCCCACAGUUAUGGAACAGCCUUCCAAGUAGUGUGCGGGACUCAGACACAGUCUCAGCGUUUAAGUCUAGGCUGAAAACAUAACUGUUUAGUCAAGCCUUUUGUUAAGUUUAUUAAGUAAAGGAGUAGAUCUGGAGGGUCCUCAGGCAUAGAGUGUUUUGGUAAACUGAGAUGUAUGGAUGCUGUCAGCCCCCACUCACUUGCUCACUUGAGUUUGUUGAUGGUGUAGUGGCUGGCUGCUUUAUGUCCCGGGGCGCCCUCAUGCCUGCGUUACCUUCUGGCUCUCCUGAUUUAGUUAUGUCGUCAUAGUUAGUUUUGCCAGAGUCCCUGCUUGCACUCAGCACAAAAUGUAUACUGUUCUUACUCAUCAGGUGAUUUUGGGCAUACCUAAUAACCUGUGUUUUCUCUCUCUCUCUCUCUCUUGCUCCCCCCCAAAACUCUGUCUGUCCCUCUGAGUUACAUGUCAAGCCUGAGAUCAAGAUGCUGACCUCUUCUGCUCCUCGGACGUACUUGAUCCACCCUGAUGCCCUAUGUCUGAUUGGAGUUUCAUCACAUCACUCCCGUGGAGGACGGCCCCAUAUGGACAGUUGAAAGUCGGACUUGGAAGAUGGCUCUGGACACUUACAGUAAUGCUUUUAUGGCUGAGGACUACAGUUGACUUGCUAACUUUAGGACUGCAGUUAUUAUGAACAGUUUUGCACUUAAGUUUCCAUCAAUGAAGAGUUUAUAACUUCAACAAAACAGACCAUGUUAAAACUGUUAAAAUGUUAUAAUCUGUUAUCACCCAAAUGAGGAUGGGUUCCCUUUUGAGUCUGGUUCCUCUCAAGGUUUUAUUCCUCAUGUCGUCUGAGGAAGUUUUUCCUUGCCACCAUUGCCACAGGCUUGCUCAUUGGGGGAUUGACUAAGGAUAGACUAGGGAUAAAAUUAGUCACUAAAAUUCUGUAAAGCUGCUUUGCGACAAUGUCUAUUGUUAAAAGCGCGAUAAAAAUAAACUUGACUUGAUUUUCCUGUAUCUUGAUUGGCUCACUGCUCCUGACACCAUGAUGUAGCCAGAUGUACAAAAGAUUGUUGAAAAAUAGAGGAGUGCUAAGCCUAUUGUUGCAAAAGUAAUAAACAUGAUAUCUAAGGGAAAGCAUUUUUUCCUGUGUUCCAUUGCUGACAACCGAGCAACAUAAACAACUUGCUCAACAGUGGCUAUAUAACUUGGUCACAAGUUACACUUUAGAAACACUCUCCUUUGGUAGAAAGUCUGUUGCUUGCAAGGACCAUUUUGUGCCUGAUUGCUUUGAAAGGAAUCUACAGGCUGAGCUCUUGGGUUACGCAGGUCAUGUUAGACUUGAAUCCAAUGCUGUGCCAACAAUAUUCCAACACUAUCCACAGAAAAGGGAUUCAGGCCAUGCAAGCUGAUCAGCUAGAAUAGAAUGUGCUCAAAGCUAAUUUUAUAUAUAUAAACACACAACAGCAAAGGGAGAUGUUGAAGGACAACUCCAGAACCUGACCACCAUUAUAGUCUACUUUCACAUGGAGUAGAUCACCAGGUUUUGUAGAGGACAGCACCAGGUCUUCUCCAGAUCACAUUGUCUUGGGUUUGAACUUUGCAGGAUACAGGAACAGUCUGCAAAAUCACAAUAGCUGGGAUCCAUUUUCUCCUUUGCAGUCGUUCCGAGUGAAAACGCGCUCACCUUUUCUGAAGUUCUUGUGCUUGACUUUACAUGGUCUCUCUACCUAAACCCUUUGCUGUGACUGUACAACGUACUUGGCUCUUGGAGGUCUCAGGAGAUCCAGUCCAAUACAAAAUCGCCAUUACAUAGCUCACAUUGGUGUGACCUUUGUGGUUUCAUGAGGAGUGUGUCUGUAAGUCAACGCAAAUGUGUUAAGCCAUUGGUUUAGAGAGCCAUUGACUUGAGAAGAAUGAAGAGCUUGUUUCAUUGUCUGGACAAAUAUUUCAACAACACCUUUAGUCCUGGCCACUUGCGAUGAACAUCAAUGACUACAAGGAACAUAUAAUUCUCUUGUGGGGCAGUGAAGUGUACUGUAUGUGAACUCAUAGUCAUGGCUUUUCUGCUCAUGCUUGUUGUAAAGAGUGGUUAUUUGAGUUACUGUAGCCUUCCUGUCAGUUCGAACCAUUCUGCCCAUUCUCCUCUGACUUUUUUUCAUUAACAAGGUAUUUCUGCUCACAGAAAGAAAGAAAAGCACAACUUUAUUCAUCACACACUUGUGAAAUUCCUCUGUGCAUUUAACCCAUCUGAAGCAGUGAACACACACACGUACCCAGAGCAGUGGGCAGCCAUGCUAACAGCACCCAGGGAGCAGUUGGGAGUUAGGUGCCUCGCUCAAGGGCACCUCAGCCCAAGGCCAUCCCGUAUUAACCUAACCGCAUGUCUUUGAACUGUGGGAAAAACCAAAGCAAACUCACAAACUCCACACAGAAAGGCCCCGCCGGCCGCUGGGCUUGAACCCAGAACUUUCGUGCUGUGAGACGACUGUGCUAACCACUUACACCACCGUGCCACCCGCUGAUGAUUACUGCAUGUUUGUUGUUUGGUUUUUGCACCAUUCUGUAUAAACUCCAAAGACUGUUGUCCCAUGAGAUCAGCAGUUUCUGAAAUACUCAGACCAGCCCAUCUGGCACCAACAACGAUGUCACAGUUAAAGUCACUGUGAUUUCAUUUUCCUCUAUUCUGGUGUUUGAUGUGAACAUUAAAUGAAGCUCUUGACCCAUGCCUACAUGAGUUUAUAAAUUGCACUACUUCCUCAGGAUGAGCCAAUUAGAUAUUUGCAUGAUUGUGCAGAUGUAUAGGGGUACCUAAUAAAGUGGUCAGUGGAGAUACAUUACAGUAUGGGGUGUAUGAGGUGGCCUGGGUAUGUGUCAGACUCCUGGUCUGAACUUUUAUAAUGAAAUGUUGAUUAAAUUGCCCCAUUUUGAUUACCAGUGCGACUGCAUCCCAAAAUUUUUUACUAGUUUCUAAUAGAGUGCCAAGUGAGAUUUUCUGAUCUUUCUGGAAUGGAACAAAACCAGAAACUAAAGUAAACCUUAUAAAAUAUUAUGAGGUGACUAUUAAUGUCAACUAUAAGCAACAGUUUCUUGAUUUAUGAAAGACAACAUUGUUAAAACAGCUUGCAAGAAAGGUCCACAGGACAUCUGGUUCAGGAUGUUGAUGAACUUGAGUGAAAUAGCUGUAGAACUUCAGGAGCUGAAUAAAGUUACCUUUAUUAACAAGGAUCGCACUUGUUAGUACUGCUGCCUAUGAGGCCAACAAGUUAAUUAAAUGUUAUUCUGUGUACUAGGUGUUUUAUGCCAUUCUUUCUUUCUUUCUUUCUCUCUCUCUAACACUGUCAGUGGUGACACAUGCUUGGAUUCACCUGCUCGGAUUCACCUGCUCUAAUUCCUUAAUAGGAUUGCUGAUUCUCCAGAAAUCCUAUUAGAUCCUGAUUAAGUAAGAUCAACCCAUUAGGUUUGGCAAAAAUAAUGCAAAAAAAGGUCUCAUAUAGUUCUACUAAUUAUUUUUUAUAUUACUGAUAAUUAAUCCUUCUUUUCACUGAUUGUGUCACAAAAUAAUCUACUAACUAGACAUUUCGGAAAUUAGAAAGCUAAAGCUCAGUACCCAUACCAGAAGCAGUACCCCAAACUGUAGCUCAUUUGCAUUGUUAAAUACUUAUGGACUUUUCACUUAAUAUUUUCUGCUUGGAAUCUUACUCUGUCUGUCCUUUCUGCACUGAUUCUUAAUUUCAGUUUACCUUCUCUCCAUGUCCUGUUCUCAAUCACCCCUCCUCUAUCAGUUCACUUCCUAUUGCUCAUCUUUUCUCUCAGUUUCCAUCUUUAAGCUGAUCCCUUCAUCCUUGAUCUCCUUCAUCCGAUCCAAUCCUCAUCUGUUCCUCUCUAGAGGAAGGGAAAGAAAAAGAGUGUGUUUUUCCAUAGGUAAGUUGCCUGUACCAGUCUCAUAAAGGAACACAUGAAAGGCAGAGAUUGAGAGAGCUCAGAGGACAGUCUGUUGGAUUGAGGUGUGCUAAAAAGCGGUGUUUCAGUUAAGAAGAGAAACAUUAAUUCUUCAGGAAUAACAGAGAAAAGGCACUUUGAGUUGGAAAAAAAAGGUCGCCUUAUACAGAUAUCUAUUCAUUCCCAUCAGUAAUUACAGCCAUCAUCUGCUGCCAUGGGUGAAAUGGAGAAGAUGAAAAAGGAGGUUGAAUCCCUGAAGACACAGAUCGAGGCAGCACGAAAGGCAGCUCUUGACACAAACUUGGCUGCUGCUGCCUCUGGGGUGACAGCUACGCCCACCAUACAGCUGAAGACCAGGAAGACACUGAAAGGCCACUUGGCCAAAAUCUAUGCCCUGCACUGGGCCACAGACAGCAGGCUAAUGGUCAGUGCCUCACAGGAUGGAAAACUCCUUAUUUGGGAUACGCACUCAGGAAACAAGAUCAAUGCAGUUCCUCUGAAGUCCUCAUGGGUGAUGACCUGCGGAUAUUCCCCCUCUGGAAACCUUGUGGCCAGUGGUGGUCUUGACAACCUAUGCACUGUAUACAAUCUGAAGACGCCCAUCGUUAAGAUUGUAAAGGAAUUAGACGCACACACAGGUUAUCUCUCCUGUGCCCGCUUUCUUAGUGACAAUGAAAUCCUCACAUCCUCCGGUGACACCACCUGUGUGCUGUGGGAUAUAGAGUCUGGCAAACAGAAGACCGUUUUUCUUAACCAUGUGGGUGACUGUAUGUGUCUGGCUCUGUCCCCUGAUAUGAACACAUUUAUUUCUGGGGCAUGUGACUCAUUGGCUAAACUGUGGGACAUCAGGGAUGGCAAAUGUAAACAGACAUUCCAGGGCCACACCAGCGACGUCAAUGCCAUUGCUUACCUGAACAAUGGAAACGCUUUUGUGACUGGCUCAGACGAUUGUACCCUCAAGAUAUUUGACAUUCGCGCUGAUCAGGAGGUGAUGUGCUAUGAGGACAAUCAAGCAAACAGUGCUGUGACGUCCCUGGCCCUGUCUAUGUCAGGCCGACUCAUAUUUGCUGGAUAUGACAACUUUAACUGCAACAUCUGGGACUUGCUGAAGGGAGAGAAAGUGGGAGUGUUGUCUGGGCAUGACAACAGAGUAAGUUGCAUCGGAGUACCACUGGAUGGCAUGUGUGUGUGCACUGGCUCAUGGGACAGCUUUCUAAAGGUCUGGAACUGAUCUGGUCCAACCACCCCAAAAAAGGGAAGGAGGAGGGGGAAGAAAUGAAAGAGAAAGGAAGGAUAAAGUUGGAGAGGAGAAGUAGAGAGACUAAGAAAGAAGAAAGUCAUGAAAAAGAUCAUGGCACUUGUCAAACAUUAAUGUCACUAAACUCUUUCUCUCCCAGUCUCUCUUUUUCUCCCACCUAUGAAUACUGGGAAAUUAAUGAAGUAAUAUAAAUGUCCUCUCAAACAUCAUAAGACGUAGCAUAUUAACAUGAGAGUUGAAAUAUAUAAUCACCUCAUGACCAAGAUCUAAAAUAGCAUAGGCUCAAGCUCAUAAGGGAAGAUAAUAAAUGUUAAAUACAUGAAUUAAUAUUUUAUUGUACUGGGUAAAACUGAUAGGUUUACAGAAACUUAUAGACUAUUACAGACUUUGGUGAGAUGUAAGUUAUGUAUAUCAUAAAUAACAGGAAACAUGCAGAGUUAAUAUCAGACCACAAUGUACGUUUACCUACAACAUGAAUAUGUCUAGGAUUUUGAUUUAUUGAAGAGAAAUGAAACUUGUCUGGGCCUUUUGUCUUUACUCAGCUGAACUCCAGAUGUGACACAUAAUAAAAAAAAAAAUCAGUCAAUUCCUUUCUCUCAUGUCCUUUGACCUCCAGAUGAAACAUCAUAUUUGUUGUAUGACAAAAUGUUUCUGUUACAUAAUCACUUUUAUCCAAUUUCAUCACACCAACUGUACAUAAUUAUGUCAUUCUCUUACACUGGCACAGGAUCUCUUAAAAAUAAUUGAAAUGGCUGUGGAAAAUCUAAUAAACUAAGAA